Sinocyclocheilus rhinocerous is the source of this 1865-nucleotide messenger RNA. Its product is annotated as smoothelin-like protein 2. Bases 205 to 1512 code for a protein of 435 amino acids. The record is from RefSeq and is a predicted model, not a curated record. The transcript is spliced from 8 exons. NCBI's taxonomy places the organism in Eukaryota, Metazoa, Chordata, Actinopteri, Cypriniformes, Cyprinidae. Gene Ontology annotation, molecular function: protein binding.
GUGAGAGCUGUACUUUAAAACAGCACGGUGGGCUGAACUCACACACUCGGACACUCACAGCAGAUAAAUCAUACUGAAACAUAAGGUCACUGUUGUCAAUCCCUCUGGAUUUCUAUAGGAUCUGGGACUUUAAACAAUUUCAAGAGGGAAAUAUCAGAGACAGGUGUAGGACUGUAAAGGAAGGUACCUGGACACAUAGUGGAGAUGGAUGCAGGCCCGUUGGCAUCAGUGGCCGAAGGCUCUCCGGAAGGGGAGACUGUGUGUGCCGCUUUGGCCCGCUAUGAAACCACAUUGCGGGAUGCCGUACGUGAGAUCCAUGUGGACGUCAGUGCUUUCAAGCUGGGCAUCGAGCGGAGACUAGAAGAGGCCAUUAAUGUGAGUGGACCUCUGGGCCGGGCCGUGGCACAGCUGCAGCAGGAGAACCGGCAGCUCAGGGGUCAGUUAGAGGCCCUAACCCGACAGGUAGAGAUGCUUACGGGGUCGGUGUGUGACAGAAGCGCACUUCUCACUGAAGGAUCGGCACCACCACAGAGCAACAGCAGCACCGUGGGGCAUCAGUCUCCACCGUCUGCGGCCCCCAGCGUAGCAGCUCUGACCGGCUCUGCCUCCAGCCCCACCGCCACACGCUUCUCCAGCAGAGCCACCUUCUCCGUCACCAGCAAAACUAAUGUGAAAAACUCCACUGUGCCUUUGAGGAGAAGCUCACCACCCAACGGUGUGUCACAGGAGCACUCAGCCCCUGUUUCCAUGGCGAUGCCACACCUGCCCAUCACAGCAACCACCAAAGUGACUGACUCAGCAGUUAUGAAAAGUCCUGAGUCACCUGGUAGCCCGAUGCAAGCCAUGCCAUCAGCCAUAACAGAUUCACUGACAAGCAGUCAGCCGGUCACCAGUGAUAACCAGCUACAACUAGAGUCUCCUGUUCAUGCAGUGUAUUCUGAAGUAUUUGUUGAACACUCCAAGUUGAAUGUGGAUAUGUCAGGAGAUUUAUCCUUCGGUAGAGGUAUUGAGCGCAGACGGGAGCUUGUGAGGUCCCAGACUUUACCUCGAAACAUUGGAGCCCAGGCUCGCAGGUCCAUUUUUGAGAGGCUGGACUCUGAGAACAACAGUCGACCCAAGCCUGUGGAUUCCAAACCAAAGCUGAAACGCUCUCAAAGCUUUGGAGUAUCCAGUGCUAGCAGUAUCAAGCAGAUUCUUCUGGAAUGGUGUCGAUCCAAGACCAUUGGGUACCAGAACAUCGACAUUCAAAACUUCUCAUCCAGCUGGAGUGACGGCAUGGCAUUCUGCGCCCUGGUCCACUCUUUCUUCCCCACAGAGUUUGACUACAAUGUCCUGUCCCCUGUUGACCGCAAACAUAACUUUGAGUUGGCAUUCAGCACUGCAGAGAAGAAAGCCGGCUGCGACAGGCUCAUUGAAGUGGAGGACAUGAUGGUGAUGGGCAGAAAGCCAGACCCCAUGUGUGUCUUUACUUACGUCCAGUCACUAUAUAACCACUUGCGCAAGUUUGAGUGAGAUCUCGGCCUCUUCAGCCCCAGUUGAACCCUCUGCACUGCCUCCUGCUGGACAAAACUGAACUUUUGUCACUAUGUCACUAUGGUAUGGGGUUGCAAAAUGUCCACGGGAACCCACACCAUUUCAAUCAUGACGCUUCUACGGUGGCAUUUUAGUCAAGAAAAGGUCAUUGACAUGGCUUUUGUGUAUGGCACGCUCUUUUUUUUUUUUUAGAAAUGGUGGCCUCUGAUUUAUUACUAAACAGCUUGAAUUUAAAGGAAUAGUUCACCCAAAAAUUCUAAUUUGCUGACGGUGUACUCGUAUUCAGGCCAACAGAUUUGGAGAAAUCUAGCAUUAAAUCACUCGCUCACCAG